UUGACAAACAGAAAAGCUGUAAACCUAGAAUCUGGCAAGAGUGGGUUUGGUUGAUUGAUGUGGUGAAGUCGUAAACUGAAUUCAAUUUCAAAAUAUACGUAAUAUUGAUAUGUGAAAUCCAUCAAAAAAAUUUCUAUUUCUCGGAAACGUGCGAAAUUAGAUACCAUUAGAAAGCCCCUAACGAAAACUUGAAUUAUGUUUUAUGCACAUUUUGUCUUAGCCAAGAAGGGUCCCCUGGCUCGUAUCUGGUUGGCUGCUCAUUGGGAUAAAAAGCUGACUAAGGCUCAUGUAUUUGAAACAAAUAUUGAAAGCAGUGUUGAACAAUGUCUUCAGCCGAAGGUGAAAAUGGCUCUUCGAACAUCUGGCCAUCUUCUUCUCGGCAUUGUCCGCAUUUAUUCCCGCAAAGCCAAGUAUCUGCUAGCCGACUGUAACGAAGCUUUCAUCAAGAUUAAGAUAGCUUUUCGGCCUGGUGUGGUGGAUUUACCAGAAGGAAAUCGAGAAGCCGCCGUAGCAGCCAUUACUCUUCCAGAAGUGUUCCACGAUUUUGACACAGCAAUGCCCGAUAUUACGAUUGACAUGGAUGCUCAAGUCACUUUAAAUCAGAGCAGAGCUGAGGACAUUACACUGAAAGAAGAUUAUGGAAACUUAAGCCUCAUAGCGGAUGAUGGUUUUGAUGAUUUGGGCUUCGAUGAGCCUGAGGGAGAGAGGCACGUGGGUUGCAUCGAAGAUUUCGACAGUCAGAAUCUUUUGCUGGAAGGAGAGGCUGCGACUGCAGAAAUCAGGAACCAGGAUGAGGGUGCUGUCCAGGGAGGUAAUAGCAGCAUAAUAGCAAAGCCAUCUUUAGAGGCACCCUUGAAAGAUGAUGGCUUUGGUGGUACCAUUGGUGAAGGAUUGUUAGAUGGUGAGACUGGUAAUUUAUUUGAACCUGCGGGGCUUUUUGAUGAUCCCGUAUCCAUUGCUCCAGAACCUGAACCUGUAGCCGAACCAACAAACAAAGAAUCUCUUCCUCUUGAUAAACCUAUUGAAGAGCAACAGGAUGACGAAAGUGAUGAUGAUAUGUAUGAUAUGGCACCAGGGUCUAUCGGUGCCCCCUCUCCUCCUUCCUCUCCAGAAUCUCCUGGACCGUCGCAGGCUCAGGCUCCCGCUGAAGAAUUCUUGCAUAACGAUGGACCUUCCUCUGAAGCGUGCAAUGAAUUGAGAAUGGCUGAACCUGAGCCCAUGAUCCCAGCUCAGUCUCCAGCUCGCAGCUUCACUGAAAAUAGUACUCCAGAGAUGCCUCCUCCUGUUCCUCCCCCUCCACCAUUGGACCACACCACUUUGAUCACCAAUGAUGCCGAAAGUUUUGCCUUAGCUCCUCUUGAUACGACUAUUGUUCAUGGAGUUGAGAGAACAGUGAAAACCAAAAGAAAAAGAAAACUUAUAGUGGAUGAAGUGAAGAGCAUAUCGGGUGAAGAAAUGAAGACUCAACUGUCCGAUACCACCGACAUCGUUGCCACCCUCGACCUGGCCCCUCCCACUAAAAGGUUGAUGCAUUGGAAAGAAACGGGGGGUGUGGAGAAGCUUUUCGCUCUUCCUGGACAUCAAAUCCUUUCAAAAACUUUGUCAAGGGGGUAUGCAAGGCAUUUGACAACUAGGUCUGUGGACAAUGAAGACUUCUGUGAAGAGGAGACUGGAGCUGCUGAAAUCUGUCGAUUGGAAGAAGCAACAUCAUCCAAGCGAAGAAGAAUAUCUGAGGACCCUAUACCUGCGGACUCAUAUCACCUGGAAACUUCACGUCAGUCUGCACUCUCGCAUCCUCCCAUUGAUGCGCCAAACUAUUUUGAUGCCUUCUCCCCCAAUGUUGACCACCAACAGCAGCAAAUGAUGGCCUCUCAGGAUCACAUGAUGCAACAAAUACUCCAUAAUGAAUCACCCUAUAUUCCCCAUAUCAUGGACUCAAUGGGACAAGGUAUUUCUUUAGGAGCGGUAUUACCAGAUGAAGUUCCUUUACCGGCUGCUAUGCAACAGUCCCAUUCUUUGUUAGAAUCUUUCCAGGAACCUGAGAACAGAUGUUUGGAAGAUAUUCCACCUCCACCAUACAACAAUGUGGAGAAAAUCCAUAACCCAAUACCAGAAGAUGAAACCACUCAAAUUUGUCCAGAAAACCAAUAUCCUCAAGCUUCCUUAGAAGUUCCCUCUCCACUUCCGCCACAGGUCAUGGCUCAACCGGAAGCUUCCCUCCAUCCUCUUCAACCUCCACUACAGCAACCUACAUUUGAACCUCCUCCUCCUGCUGCUGCAGCCAUUCUUGAACCUCAAGAAAAUCAAGUUGCUCCCACCAACACCCAUACUUCGGAAACCAACGAUUUGUUUGAUUCCUUGAUAGGUGAUCUGCAGCAACAACAGCAGCAGCAACUGCAACAACCACAACAACAACCAGAGUCCCAAACCCAGAAUCACCUUUCUGAAGAUGAUAUGGACUAUGGAGACGAGGAUUAUGGUGCUCCUGCUAGUGUUGGACCCGUGGUUCCGGAUGAACAGAUGGCAGAUGAAACAUAUGAACAAUUUGAGGAGCGUAUUUUGACAAAAAGGACUACACAUCUGUUGCAUUGUAUUCACAACAGACUGGAAACCUUUCAUCAAGUGAAUUUUAAUGAAUUUGUCAGGAAUAAUAAACGCAAGCAGGUGGCACAAAAAUUUUACACAUUUUUAGUUCUGAAAAAGCAGCAAGCUGUAGAACUGGAGCAACAUACGACUUACGGAGAUUUAAUCAUCACAAAAGGACCUAAAUAUAAUUUAGCCUACAAUGGGAACUAAAUAAAGGGUCUGUCAUUCAUUCAUUCAUAUUUUGAAAUUAUAUUAAAACAUCCUAGUCUUCAUCUUUUUAUUCAAAUACACUGGAUGACGUCUGUAAAAAGAGAAAUUAUUUCUGUUGGAACAUUUAUGAGUAACAGGAUUUAAGUAUGUUGAAUGCAUAGGAUUUUUAUCUAUUGAAAAUUGAACACGAAAUUAAUAAUAAUUACUUAUUUGAAAUAAUUAUGUUGGAUCAUGUGUGUUCCUUUUUAAACUGAAUAUAGAAGAAAAAUAAUCUACGAUGAAUGAACUUUUUAGUUUAAAUAAUUAUGUUGAAUGCGUAAGAUUUUAUCUGUACUUCUUCAAAUUGAAUGAAAAUUAAGGAUAACUGAUUCAUUUGAAAUAAUUGUGUUGAAUAAAAUGAAAAUAACUCUAUUUUGAACUUAGUCAGCAAUAAGAAAUGACAGCUAAAUUAAUAAACUUGAUUUUCAGUUGAAAUAAUUAUGUUAAAAUGCAAAUGGUUUUAUGUGUAUUUCUUCCGAUGGAAUAAAUAAUAAUGAAGUUAAUAAUAGGCUGGUUUAUUUGAAAUAAUCAGGUUGCAUGUAAAGAACAGAAUUAACAAACUUUAUUUAUUUUUUUAUUUUUACUAGUUUAAAUAAUUAUGUGGAAUACAAAAGCAGAGAUGCGGACUAUUUCAGAUUUAAGUUCCAGCUUAUAAAAAACCUAAUUUCUCGAUUAUUAAAAUAGUUUUAUUUGUUGGAACAUUUUUUCUUUGUGGUGCGAAAUGACCCUUCAUUUUAAGUUUAAAAAAUUUUGAUUUUAAUUAUUAGCUCUGUUAUUAAAUUUCUAGCAAUUUUUUCAUGUGUUUUAUAAAUUUCAAUUUUUUGUUGUUUUCUUGAUAGUUUUAAAAAAAAUCUAAGUGUUUUACUUUUGUACAGUAUUUUUUAAGUCUUAUUUGAUUGGAACAUUGUUUUGUCCAGUAUAUUAAUCCAAGAUAAUUCGAUCGUUUUUAAUUUUCAGAUCUAUUAAUAUGAUAUAUCAAUCUUCUCGCUAUAAGUGAAAUAACUUGAGAAAACUUGUUAUUAUGGAGUUUCAAAUCAUAUACUUUUUACUUGUGACUAAAUUUGUUUGCGUUUUAACAAUAUCAUUAAGCAAUAAAUUUGUUUCAUCAAAAUAGUUAUUUAUUGAACUUGUUUUCAUUGUUUUUUUUUUAAUCCCUCGCCUUUGUUAACUUUAUAAAACUAAAUAUGUUGCUUAGAAAAACUUAAAUUGCGAAUCAUGAUUCUGCUUCAUGACAGUUAUGUGACCGUUGCAUUAUCAUGGGUCUGUCUAGGUUUUACUGAAAGGUACCUAUUUUGUGAAAAUUAAGACAUAAUUUGUGAAAAAUUAAAAAUUAUAUUAAAAAAUCAAUACAAAAACAUAGUAAAAAUAUAGAUUUAUCGUUUCUUAAGGGAUACAAAAAUAAAAUUUUAAGAAAAAGUAUUUUGUGAAACUACCGUUUUUCCUAAAGUUGAAUUUGUGACACUACCGUUUUACCUAAAAUUGAUUUUGUGAAGGUACCGCUAAACGGUAGUAAAUUCGGCCCGGACGGACCCCUGAUUAUAGGCUGACAAUUUUGCUGUUCAGACAUUAUUUCAAAACUGAAAGCGUAAUUAACAAAAUUGGGGGGGGAGACAAAUUUCUUUUAAUUGAUAUGUUUCAUCUUGAGUGAUAAUUCAUGCAUGUUGUAUUAUAUUUUAAAAUCAUGUUAUCAUAUGUCUUGUCAUCGUUGAUUUUUUUUAAAUCUCUUCCAACUGAACUUUCAUUCCGAAAUCAAAUUAACGAUUAUUAACUGUCGUUUUUUAAAUAAAAUGAUCGUGGCAAAAAGCUUUUUCAUUAUAUUUUGAAUUAUAAAUCCUAUUUUUGAAUUGACUAUGUUUGUAAUGUUUCAGUAUUUCGUGUCUACUGCAUUUUUAUUUUUUAAUAAAAUUAUAAUCAGAAAAGAAUAACUUUAAAUAAUGAUUAAUCAUCUACAUGGAAACUAAUUUAAUGAAAUUUAUUUAUGUACUUAUUAUGCACAUUGCUUAGAAGAAGCCACUAUAUGCUUCUACUUUAAUUUUAUGGAUGAUAGUUUUGUGUUUUAACUGUUUUAAAUUUAACGUAAAGGCAAAGUACUUCUUAAUCGUUUAAUUGUAACUGUUGCUUCUUUUUUUUUUUUUUAAGUUUUCAGUUCUAAUAAUCCUGUAUCUGUUAUUAGAUAACAAUGAUUAAAAUCAGUUUUUUUUAACAAAUCAUUAACAUUUUUAAACUUAAUAUAAUUAUACAUUAAUAGUGAAGAUUUUUUUUUUCUUGAAGUUUCUUUUGCUUAUCUAUCAAUUGCAUUUUUAAUCCAUCAUGUUGCUUGUUGAUACUUAUACAUUAAAUUAAUUAAACUAUUUUUUUAUUCAUACUUAUUUACCAUUUUCUUUAUUUUUUUCUGCAUGUUGUAGUAAAGCAUAUUUGUUUUAAUAUCCUGUACAAUAAAUUUGAAUAAAUAUUAUGUUAAAUUUUGCUUGCAAUUUUAUAUUUUAUUGAUGUGUUUCUCUUAAGUGCUCCUAUGUGUUUGUGUGGCUUCUUUUAACAUGCUGAAUUAUUUGCCUGCAAUUACUUCCCUGCUUCUUAAUAUUAAAUUAAAAAAAUUUCAUUUGAUUGAUUGAUUGAAUUCUUCAUUGAUUUUGAUCAACCUUUGAGGCAUGGCUAGAAAUGCCUGGGUCCAUAAGUGCUCUGGUAAAAAUUAAAGGUUUUUUAUUUUCAUUAAGAUGUAAAUGAAAUCAACUUUAAUUUGUCUCUCUAAAUAUAUUUAAUUUAAAAUAGUUUUCUUAAUUAACUAGAAAACCUUAUAAAUUUAUGUAUGUUUACUUAAAUGUAUGAUAUUGUAUAUUUAUUCUCAUAAUGUCGUAAAAAAAAAUCUCAUUAAUAAAGUGGAUUACACAUUCGCUUAGUCAUUCGUUAAUUGAAAUCAAAACCUUCAGGUAUCGAUUACAUUAAGUAGCUGGCAUUGUCAUUGAUUAUUGAACUAGAAACUUCGUGUAUAAUUAAGUUUCCAUCCAUAAUUAGUAACUAAUAAAAAAAUAAUUGGGAUAAUUAAAUUAGAGAUUGUUUUAAAUUUCUGCAUAUUUAGUGAAAAACAAGUUACUUGACAUUUUUAAGACAAUAAGCAUGUUUGGUGAGAUUUUAGUAACACUGAAAUUUUUGUGGUUUAGAAAAUGUUAGUAUGCAUGUACAUAGCUGCCGACUUUACGGAAUUUUUCUUUUAAUCUGACAUUCUCCUAGUUUUUGUAUGUUUCAAAAAAUUUCCAAAAAUUAAGAAAUUUUCUGAAAAAUCUUUUUAUUUUGCAUUGAUUGUCUAAGUAUUUAAAUGAGUAUUUCCAGUAAAUAAAAAAGCAAAUCUCAUUCAUAGUAAUUAGCAGAACUGUUAUGGUACUGAAAAGCUAUCAAAAAAAUUUUUUGCAUUAACUUUAAAGAAAAUUAUAAAUCGUUAUUUCUACUUACAAAUUUAAAUUAAUAAAUUUAAUUAAAAUACACGAUAAUAAUUGAGCAUGAAAAUUUUUAAUCGAUUAAGAUGUCGAUGAAUACUCGAUGUAGAUAAAUAAGAAUUUGUUAAUUUCAGUUACAAUCUUUUCUAAGAUUAUCAGCAUUAAUUGCGUUGUAUUGUCAAAUAUUUUUUGAUGUUCGUAAAAUUGAAAAAGCCAAUUCUUAGAUCUUGAAAACUCACACCAAGAUUGGCGUAUUAUUAACUAGAAUAAGAAAUUUACACUGAUUCGUAAGAAGGAGAGAAAAAAAAUGCAUUUAUCAUCAAUAUCCUAGCUUUGGUAAUUGGUUUAAACUUUUUUUUUUUAUUAUUAAAAUGUUUCAAUUUCGUUUAAUUUGAACUUUCUAAUUAUUUGUUAAAGAAUGUGUAAUUUAUCUAGAAAUUGAUUCACAUUCUAUUACUAUUCAAACUAAGGAUUUCAAAAGUAGAAUAAAAAAAUAUUUUAGAUUGACGUCAAUCAAAUGCCAGGCAUAAAUGGCAGUCAACUUAAUGUAAUAUAGUUUUGCACUAAAAAUAUUGCUAAAACUCAUUGUGUUAAGAAUAUUAAUUAUUUCAUAGCUGCCAACUACUGGAUUUUACCUGUUUCUACUGGUUUUUGAGCAUUUUAGUAAAUUCCCUAAAUUUGAGUGAAUGCUUGAAUGCUAAAUUUGCUUGAAUGUUUUAAUACAUAUUGAAGCUAGUCUCAUUCAUAGAAAUCAGUUUAAAUUUUUUUUUCUAAAUUGUUCAGUUAAUUUUUAUUCUGAACUCCCUUUUUAAAUUUAUUAAAAAUCAACUAUCUUUGAUAAAUAAAAUGCUAUGCCCCAUGACAGAAUCGCAUCGACACAGCGACAUUGUCGCAGAACAUUACAGAGUUCUUGCAGGAAGAUUUUUCCUUUGAAGGGUAAAAAAAUUUUACUUUUCUUUUCUACAGAAAUUUACACAUAAUAUUUGAACAUUUAGAUAAACACUUUCUGGCGCACUCAAUUGACGCCAAUGAAGGUAAUGUUUCAGUAGUAUUUUCAGCAGUUUAUUGAUGUUCACUUGGAUUUUUAAAUAUCCUGUUUUAUAUUUAAAACAAUAUGGAAAAAUCAAAUGGUGCUUUUGAGUAUUUAUUUUUAGAGCAAUAACUCUAUCGAAUUUUUUUCAUUUAUUGCUAUUGCAUGGUUUUUAGAUCCGAUAUUUUUUAUACAAUAUUAUUUAUUACAACAACCUGAUCUCAAAACACGCAUUUGAGGAGUCCGGUUCGCUUAAUUUUGUCAUCUAUCUUUUUUUUUUCCCCGGCAAUUAUUGCUGUGGAUUUCAUGAUUUUUAAUUAUUAUUUUUAUUGUGAUGAUUAUUUACAAAAUGCAAAGAAUGAAAUAAUUUGCAAUUUGUGCAUCUCCCCCAACAAAAUGCGUGAAUAUCAUCCAUAAUCUAAGAAUUAAAAAAAAUAUAUCUUCAAUUAGAGAAUAUUAUAUAGUUUUUGUAAACAGCACUUUUGUUAUUAUUAAAAGUAUCUUGCAGAAAGAUAUUAGUGCUAGCGAGUUUUGUCGCAGAUAUCUCGAAAAUAUUCCACCACGGGGCUUCUAUGUAAAAUUACGAGUGAAUAUAAUACAUUUCAAGUUUGUUUAAUAUCAAUCAUAACUGGAAACUAUUGCAGUUUUUCUGUUUUGAUGACUAUAAAAUUUCCUAUGUGUAAAAUAUUUACAUUAUGCAGCAAUUAUAAUGAAAUUUAUAUUAUUUCGUAAAAUCUGUUGAAACUUUUCCUAUCCAUGUUCGCAGCUAUGCAUUUUAGUUUGAAAUCGCACUAAGAUGUCACUUAACAUGCCUCUAAAUUUGUUAUCACUUCACUUCUGUUACAAUUAAGCUCUUUAAUAUUUAUUUUUCUGGAUAAAAUUGUUGUUUUUCUUGUAUAAAUAUUAUCUGAAUCAUAGUUUAAGAAUGAAUAUGAAGUUGUUUUAUGUAUCAUGCGGAUAUAUUAUGCAUCAUAUGAUACAUUUAUAUAUCUGAUAUAGUAUGCAUCAUAUCAGAGGCAUGCACAGGGUUAAGAAGGAAUGAUUGAUUGAUUAAAUUGUAGAUAUGCUUAAAUAAAAUUAUUAAAAUGAAUAUUGAAAAGUAAAUUAAAAGGCUGCUUGCAUUUUUUCUUGAAAAUAAUAAAUAAAUCUCUUUAUAUUUUGUCAAAUUUUUAAAAAUUAAAUCUAAUAUGACUAUUUAAAAACUAUUAGUGAAAAUCAAAAUACUUGAAUGUGUGCGUUAUUCGAUUAAAUGGUGUACAAUUUAUUGCUAUUGUUUUUCCAACAUUUUUAGUAAAUGCAUGUUAAAAACUAGGUGGAGGAGUUUGAUCCUUUUCAUUUUUAAACCACUUUUACUUUAAAAAAAUAAAAAUAUCUAGAAAAAGAACAAGUUUAGAACUUUUAUAAAGUGUUUAAAAACAACUUAUGGAAGAAACUAUAUCAGAUUCUUGCCUACAACUAUUAUUAUAUUGAAUUCAGAAUAAUAAUUAGGCAUAAAAUAUUUCUGCAGUGCUUGAAGAAAUAUUUAGUUAGUCGGUAUUAAAAUAAAGAUUUAAAUAUUUGAUUUAAAUUGUCAAAUGCAAAUUUUUAUGUGUAAAGAGUGGUAGCAAAAAGCUACAUUAUCUCUGAAAGUGCUGAAACUAUGCAGCGGUUCUGAAUUAUUAUUUUAGCUAAUGAGCCAUAAAUGAUUGACCUUCUUUUGUUGGAACCGCAACUGCAAUUUUUCAAAGGCCAAAAGAGCUGAUCUCACUAACCAACAUUAUGGAACCUAGUUCAAUAUGAUUCAACAAUUUCAUAUUGGUCGUUCAACAAUUCGAAACAACUUCUCUGAGUACGCAACCAUUUCUACCAUACAUAGUUUUGAAUUUCUACUAUAGUACAAUCCAUAACCUAAUAAAAAUGAGCAUGUUAUAGGCUAUAGUCAUAGCUGCCAACUCUUCUGGAUUUUGACCGUUUCUCCUGAUUUUUAUAAAUCUUAGAAAAUUCCCUAAAAUUGAGUUAUUUUCCUAAACAAAUACCAAUUGACAUAGAAUUUUUGUACAGAUUAUUGCUUCCUUGAAUAUUUAAAUAAGUACAUAUUACUAAUACAUAAUGAAGCAAACCUCAUUUAUAGAAAUAAGUUCAAAACUUUUUCUUGUUAUAAAAUAUUCAGUUUGUUUUUAUUCAGAACUCUCUUUUUAAAUUAAUAAAAAAAAAAUCUUUGUUGAAUUAAAUGCGUUUUAAUAUUUGAAAUUAUGAGUGUAUAUAAUAACAUAACGUUUCAAAUGUGUUUAAUGUCAAUCAUAACUGGAAAAUAUUGCAAUUUUUGUAUUUUGAAAUCCCUAAAAUUCCCUGUGUGUAAAAUAUUUAGUACUUUAUACAAUAAUUAUCAUGAAAUUUAUGUUUCGUAAAAUCUACUGGAUUUUUUCCUGCUCAAGUUGGCUGCUAUGGGUAUAGCAUACUACGAAAAAAGUUCUAACUCUUGGAAACCACUGCACGAUUGUACACCAUUUUGUAUAAUCAAGUAUUUCUUGAUUAGUGAUUUUUAAAAGUAAGUUUUUUAGAGAGUGAAAUAAUACCCCUAUUUAACUGUGUACGCCUGUGGUCCUACUUAUAACAUUGUUUUAUUGUAAAUAUUUUAUAAAUUUUUCUAAUAUCACUUACUAUGCAUUUUCUCAUCAUUGAAAUUGAUUAUUGACAAAUGUUUAUUGUUACACAGAAGAAGGUUUAAUCUAUUUCUCACAACUAGAGUGGAUUUCAUUUUAUAGUAUCUCUAUUGUGUAAAAGGUUAUUUUUAUAUGUCAUUGUAUAUAUUACCCAUUGACAUGUUAAUUAAAUUUUUUUUUAAAGCUGAAUUACAUUUUACUUUAAUGCAUCUAUGUAUAAAUCAAUGGUAAAGUAGUAUUAUGCUAUGGAGAUUUUAUCAAUAUUAGAAACAAUAUUGUACAUAACUUUUUUUUUUCUUUUCAAAUAAAGUUAUCUGUUUUAUGAAAA
Messenger RNA from Parasteatoda tepidariorum (common house spider), 10266 nucleotides. It is a transcript of the gene vtd, whose product is annotated as RAD21 cohesin complex component verthandi. The record is from RefSeq and is a predicted model, not a curated record. NCBI's taxonomy places the organism in Eukaryota, Metazoa, Arthropoda, Arachnida, Araneae, Theridiidae. Gene Ontology annotation, biological process: replication-born double-strand break repair via sister chromatid exchange; sister chromatid cohesion. Gene Ontology annotation, cellular component: cohesin complex. Gene Ontology annotation, molecular function: protein binding; chromatin binding.